This is a messenger RNA of Myxocyprinus asiaticus (Chinese sucker), 1466 nucleotides long. RefSeq names its product potassium channel tetramerisation domain containing 12.1 (gene kctd12.1). The transcript has a single exon. Gene Ontology annotation, cellular component: presynaptic membrane; postsynaptic membrane. Gene Ontology annotation, molecular function: protein binding. The coding region runs from base 53 to 922 and encodes 289 amino acids. Lineage: Eukaryota; Metazoa; Chordata; Actinopteri; Cypriniformes; Catostomidae. The record is from RefSeq and is a predicted model, not a curated record. Gene Ontology annotation, biological process: protein homooligomerization; regulation of G protein-coupled receptor signaling pathway.
AGCUCGUUGCAUACAAGCGCGCGUCACUGGCAUCUCCUGUUGAAGACACGCGAUGGCUUUGGCAGAUCCAGAAUGUGUAAUAUCAAACUGCGCAGAAUCAGCGUCUCCGUUUUCUGAAAUCGUUGAACUAAAUGUUGGAGGACAAGUGUAUUUGACACGGCACACGACUUUGACAGCCGUACCGGAUUCUCUCCUCUGGCACAUGUUUAGUAAGAAAACACCAAAAGAUCUGGCACGAGACAGCAAGGGUCGUUACUUUCUGGACAGGGACGGGUUUCUUUUCCGCUACAUUUUAGACUAUCUACGGGAUCUAAAUCUGGUUCUGCCCGACUAUUUUCCAGAAAAGAGCAGACUACAGAGGGAGGCAGAGUUUUAUCAGCUGCGGGACCUGUCCAAGCUCUUGAGUCCCAAAAUGAGCAAAGACAACUCCAUCACCGAUGAGAUCUGCCAGAGUGAUUCGGAAGAGCUGUCGAUGCAGAGCGCGACUCCUCUGGUCGGACCGGACCCCUCACGCGCGCUGUCCGCCGUCAGUAACGCUCACUCUCCAUCCCUGGAGUCCAAGAAGUCGGGCUACAUCACAGUCGGUUACCGGGGUUCGUAUACAAUCGGAAGAGACAUACAGACAGACGCCAAAUUCAGGCGAGUCGCGAGGAUCACGGUGUGCGGGAAAACUUCUCUGGCGAAGGAGGUGUUCGGAGACACUUUGAACGAAAGCAGAGACCCGGACCGACCUCCGGAGAGGUAUACAUCACGCUAUUAUCUGAAAUAUAAUUUUCUCGAACAAGCGUUUGACAAACUGUCCGAGUCUGGCUUCCAUAUGGCCGCGUGCAGCUCCACUGGCACGUGCGCCUACUUCAGUAAUGAUCCGAACGAGGAUAAAAUCUGGACAAGCUACACAGAGUAUGUGUUCUGUCGAGAAUGAUCCCACAAUUGUUACAUGGAAGCGUGUCCACUACAAUAGUAAAGUUUCAUCCACUCUUAUAAAAGUAUACUGGAGUUUUGUUUCCCAUUGCACCUACCAGUUGUCUUGGUUGUUGUUAUAUAUUUUAUAUAUAAGGACGCAUAACGUGUAACUAUCGUGUUGCAUUACUGCAUAAUAUCAUUUUUUAAUUCAGAGGGCCUAUUUGUGAAACGUUCGCAUGUCCUAGAUGUAUUUUGUUUGUUUUAUUCAUUAUGCAUGUAUUCAUGUAUACACACACAUGAACGUUGCUUUACUAAACAUGAUCAGAAACAUGGAGCAUUUUCACUAAAUAAGUUAAGUUUGGUCCUAUAAACAGCCUCACGGUUUUUUUUAAUUAAUCAGUACGAUUAAUUUUUUUUUUGCAUACAUUUCUUUUGUCUUAGGUUCAAAACUUACUGUAUCUAUGUUCAUUUCUUUAUAUUAAACAAAGUGCACCUUUUUCUUCCAGCUGUAAAUGACUUAAGAUGUCUGUUCAAAGAGAGUCAAUCAUUCAAUAAAUUAUAAU